AACAAGACUGUUCCCAAAUUAAAAUCAAAAUAAAUAACAAUUAAAAAAUAACAAUGGUUGAAUCUUUGGAAGCUGUAACAACAAAACAAUUUUCCUACUCGUAUCAAGAUCAUGAAGGGAAAAAACAAGAAGCAAUUCUUGGUAUAACCAUUCCACAUGAAGAUGAUUGUCUGGAAGAUUUGGUGACUCAAAUAUUAAGUCAAAUGGAUCCCAUGAUGCGUUAUUUAGAUGAAAAUAUAAAUAUAAAAACAGCUUUGCAAGUAUUUAUCGAUUUGGAAAAUCAAAAAUUUAAAGACGAAUUUGCUGAAAACUUAUUGGAAAAGGCACGUAACAAUGAGAUUGACAUGGAAGAAAUAAUACGAGAUACGGAGAGACACUACAAAGAAGAACUUAUACAAUUUGCCGAUCGCAUAGGACCCACAGAUGAUGAGAUAUUUGCCCAAAGUUUUCAUCGUUUGGUUCAUUCCUCGUCGCUGGAGGAUAUAUUGAAAAAGGAACGUACCUAUUCUAAGGUAAUAGCAAAUAUGAAUACACAAAUGGACCAAGAAGUGGAAACUCUAAAUAACUCACAACAAGAAGAAAUGGAGUCGAAAAUAAAUCAAUUGGAUAUAACAACCACUUCAGAGGAUAUUAAUAAUUUAUUAGCACAACAGUAUUCUACACAGAAUUAUGUACGCAAGCGGUAUGAAUCAGAAUUGGAAGCAAAACGUGGCCACCAAAAAAAUGAGUAUCGUAAUUGGAUCACUAGUCAAGUAUCGGAACUAUUUCAAUCAUCGCCGGUGUCCACACCACUCGGCAAUCGUUCAUCUAUGUUUAUAUCGCAACAGCCGUCAAUGGAAGAAAGUUUUACCAUACAUUUGGGCUCUCAACUGAAACACAUGCAUAACAUUCGUAUCUUGAGUGCAAACGUCAACGAUUUGUGUAGUCCUCUACAUGCUGAUGAAAGUUUAAAUGGUUUAAACAUGGCUUUGGGUUUAUAUUCGAGUUCUUUGUGUGGUGUUGUAGUCUUAACGCCCUCUAUACAAGCACAAGCUAACAAGGAUAUCAUAAAAAAUGCAAACAUGUCAACGGAAUUUCAUUUUAGUCAGAUUGACGAUCAAUUGGAAAAAAUUGAACAGCAAAUACGCCAGCUUAAUAUGAGCAACUCCUCUACACCCAGUACUAAAAGUUUAAGUACCGCUAGUACCGACAUUAGUAACGCCAGCGGUGAUGAAGCCAUUACUCAUUCCAUACAUAGCAGCGCUAGUAAUUCACCGAUUAAGACCAGUGCAAAACUAAAAACUGGCGACUUUUUUAUUACGAAACAUUCCAAUCUCUCACAAUCACACGUUAUAUUCCACUUGAUCUCGGAUGAGCCCAUUAACAGUCCAAGUGAAAUCAAUUCACGGCAUCCCGUUAUAUUGGGAUUGCGUAAUAUUUUAAAGACAGCCAGUAGACAUGAUGUAACGACUCUAACAAUACCGGCCCUCUUGAGACAUGAAAUGUCGGAAGAUAUGACUGUGCAAUGGUGUAUGCGCCGGGCAGAGUUGGUAUUUAAAUGUGCCAAGGGUUUUAUGAUUGAAUCAGCCUCUUGGGGUGGUGCAGAAUUAAGUACAUUACAACUUUUAUUGCCCCACGAUAUAUCUGAAGAUUUAUUCAAUACCUUGGCCAGUAUGGUGCCAAACGUUUUUCGUGUGGCCAAUCCUAAAAUUUUGGUAGAAAAUAGUAAAUAAAAUGUUAUUAUCUAAAAUAUA
This is a messenger RNA of Calliphora vicina (urban bluebottle blowfly), 1733 nucleotides long. RefSeq names its product protein C12orf4 homolog. Gene Ontology annotation, cellular component: cytoplasm. The coding region runs from base 54 to 1712 and encodes 552 amino acids. The record is from RefSeq and is a predicted model, not a curated record. The transcript has 5 exons. Lineage: Eukaryota; Metazoa; Arthropoda; Insecta; Diptera; Calliphoridae.